AUGGGCCUUCCUGAGCCUACCACCCAACGCCACAUUCCCAAGCAUGGCCCGUCCCUGCAAGGCACGAAUGUCAAGGCAGGUAACGACGGGGCAGCAGGUCAAGAGAGCGGGCCUUUCAUGAAAGUGACUUCUCAAGGCGGUCUAUACGGACCCAACGGCUAUCGACUUUUCCAAGCGAUGGAUGUUAUCAAACCGCCACCAGAGAUGGACAUUAGGACUUUUCAGACAUUUUGGAUGGACCAUUGCUUCCAAUUGACCCCGCACGGAGGUGGCAUGGUGAUGCUGGACUACUGCGGCUGGCCAAGUACAAUGGCGCACUACGUAUCCGUCACUUGCGUGCGCUUUGGCGCAGAGAGAAGAAGCUAUACCCAUGAACUCAUCAACGAUUACACCACCGGCUUUGGCGGCGCUUUUACCAGACCGGACAAAGGUGAAAUAGCCGAAUGCCUCAAUCGCGAUAAGGACAAGAUUAGAUGGGCCAAUGACUUGACUCCUCCUGAUCAGCCUGCACGGUAA
Molecule: messenger RNA, 516 nt
Organism: Ceraceosorus bombacis
Lineage: Eukaryota; Fungi; Basidiomycota; Exobasidiomycetes; Ceraceosorales; Ceraceosoraceae
Source: the annotation of a GenBank genome assembly